CUUUCUCACAGAACAGAAGAAAACUCGAGAGGAACUAAUCAACUUGUCUCAGCAACCUUUACUUCGAUUGAAAGAUGAUGUGACCUCAAUGGUGCAGCAGGUUUCAGCGGUGAUAUCUGGACUAAGACGCAUAGUUGCACAACACGAUAUACUGAAGGGGGAGGUUUUGAAAGUAACCUCUUUCUGAAGAAGUUAACUGUUUGGUGGUAGGAAGAAAAACAUAUUGGUAUUGCCCAACGCAAUUCCGAAAUAGGCGUCAGCUUACAAAUGGAAAACAUUGCGAUCACUGAGUAAGUUUUAAAGCGAAGCAUUUUAUUUCUUUUUCUUUGAAGAUACUUUCUUAACAAACUUCUCGAGUUUGACACACGAGUUCGAUCUUACAAACAAGAGCUGGAGGUUCUGGAAAGUGGCAUAAAUUCUCAGACACGUCCAUGUCUGUCCCCGAAAGGUACUCCACAAGGCUGUUCUCAUUGUUGCCCGCAGAGCUUGUUGCUUUAUUGCGUCAGAUGGAUAAUGAAUUUAUUUGUCUUGCGGCACAAUUACACACAACUUAUGAACAACUAAAGGUUUUGAAAGCACGGUACUUGCGCAACAUACGUGCGUUAAGUGGUGAUACCCGUAACCCUUUCGCGGAGGUGGAGGCAUCCAGUCUGAAGCUUCGCCAGCUUGAUGGGAUUAUGGAUAACGGUGUGCCUGGUUUGAGGAAGCCCACGAGUAAAACACCCUAUGGUCCUUCGCCGUUCACAUCCCUGUCCAUUAGCCCCAUGUUCCCACUAACAGCUUUGGGUACACAACCAAAUCCAUCCACAGUCAUUCCACAAGCCACCUCACUAUCGUUUUUAACACCGUCUACUCUACCGUCGAGCUCGGUUGGUUUGGGAUUUGGGCUAGGAACGUCCGUCACAAAAUCACGGCAUGCCAAUUUAAAUUCCAUAGUCUCCCAGCAGAAACUCUGUCUGCUUCACCGACUGCCUUCGUGUAGAUUUCACCCAUUUGCUCGCACCCUAAAACUGUGCGGUCGAGACAUCCCGUCAUCUAUUAUCCCUCCUCCCUAUGUACUGAACCAAAAAGCCACUGUACCAAAUGUACCAAUCAUCCAUUCUUUUGAGAGCAUAGAACAGCUAAGACAUGCUGGAUCAAUUGUCCACCAAUUAUUUGAGGAGCUGCGACAGUUUCUCAAACCUGGACUGACAACUCAAGAUGUGGAUAAUUUCAUCUUCGCAGCCUGCAUUGCCAAACAUGUGUACCCCUCUCCUUUGGGAUACUGUGGUUUUCCGAAGUCUGUCUGUACAUCGGUCAAUGAGGUAGCGUGCCAUGGUAUCCCCUCCGUAGAACAGUCACUGCGAGCUGGAGAUUUGUUGUCAGUUGACAUUUCCAUUUUCACUGGCACGGUUCAUGGCGACGCUUGCCGUAGCUACGUUUUGAGUGACACAUCGGACCAAGUGGAUGUGCUUCACUCAGAUCCAAGUAAAUAUGACCCCGAAACUGAUUCCGCUCGUUUCCUCUGUGCAGUUGCCGAAAAUUGCUGCGCUGCUGGCACACGUAUUUGUUCACCUGGUACGCCCUAUGCAGAAAUCGCGACAAGCAUAUGUAAGGUUGCUGACCUGUAUGGGUGUUCUGUCGUCCCUGGAAUCCGUGGACACGGUCUAGCAGACUUCCUCCAUGGCCCACCGGAAAUUAUACACUCGGUGAACGAAUUGCAGUCAACAGACACUGGAACACUCGGAUACAUGAAAUCUGGCCAUGUGUUUACUAUUGAACCGUGCCUUGCGUUAUCCAAAUCCACAGGUGGACGGAGGAACAGAUACUGUCUUUCUCCAGUUCACCCAGUUGUGUUAGACGACGGUUGGACUGUGGUCACCUUGAAUCGCAGUCUGACGGCGCAGUUUGAAAACACUGUACUCAUUACCGAUUCUGGUCAUGAUGUUUUAACUUGAAAACAACCCUGCUCACUCAGUUAUUCACAGAUGUAUAUACACUUAGUCAGUUAAUCUAUAUUUUUUAAAAUGUUUCACAUUGUUUUAUA
This is a messenger RNA of Opisthorchis viverrini, 2026 nucleotides long. RefSeq lists its product as hypothetical. The coding region runs from base 432 to 1937 and encodes 501 amino acids. The record is from RefSeq and is a predicted model, not a curated record. The transcript has 5 exons. Lineage: Eukaryota; Metazoa; Platyhelminthes; Trematoda; Opisthorchiida; Opisthorchiidae.